AUGCCAAUUACUCAGGUCCCGAUUGUUGGAAGUCCGUCCUACUAUCCCUCCAACGGUCAAAUUCUUUUUGCUGCCCCUCCGAUAUACUCAGCUCGACCUCUAAUCCAGGCACCAUUCCCGGAGGGUUGUUAUAAUUCUCAUCCGACCCCGUUUCCCCAUCCAGCGCCGCCUGCUCAUCAUAGCUACGUUCCGGGCCUUCAAGUCAUCCAACAUCCUCCUGAUCACUCUACCUAUAUUCCUAAUAGAUUGGAACACUCGCACAAAGAAGUUCCCGGCCUUGAGCAGCGCUGUGGCUCCAAUUCAAGCGUCGAGUGUGCUCCUGACAGGUUCUACCACAGAUCAUUGGCCCAUCCUGAUCAAAGCAGCUCCCACAUGAUUGCGGUCGACCGACCUCCAUUGAGACCCACACCAUCACAGCUACCGGGUCCUACAAAGGUGCAUCAGUCUUCUAAGACGGCUAAGACUGAUACCAGGAUCCCUAUUGAUGUCGAUAUUGAUGCUCUUCUCAUUCAGGCACCUUCCAUUCCACCUGGCGUCUUAACUACUCGUAGCAACUGGAAUCUCGACCAGAGCUUGUCAAACCCGAUUGACGGCAACCGCAAUGUCUAUAUCUGUGGACUUCAUCCCACCACAGAUCAUGACACUCUUACAGCCUACGCCAGGCGAUUCGGAAGGAUCGAAACAUGCAAGGUCAUCAUUGACAUAUCCACUGGGGCUUGCCAAGGCUUCGGAUUUGCAAAGUAUUUCAAUGUCCAAUGUUCUGAGCUCUGCAUCCGUGGUUUCCAUAAGCUUGGGUAUAAAGUUGGCUUCGCAAAGGAUUCAUUAAAUGCUCGACUUAAGGCCAAAGGUGACGAACUUUCAACAAACCUUUAUGUCUCGAACUUGCCGAUGAAUAUAACUAAAUCUGGACUUUGCGCCAUUUUCAAGGGCUAUAAAGUCAUAUCCAGCAAAAUUUGUCCCAGUACCUCGAGUUACAGCAGUGGAGUUGAAACUUUGCUAAUACGUUUAUGUGGCUUCGAAUCUCGUAAGGACUGCGACGAGAUCAUCAAGAAGUUCCACGGCCGGCCUAUUUGCGGAGGUGGUCAUUCCCUUCAAGUUCGCUAUGCUGAUACCUCAGCUCAGAAAGAUCUCAAAAGCGUCACGUUCCAGGCCAGGAAGCAUAACGUUAGUGCCUACAGAGGUGAUACGUCGAGUCCUCCACCUGCGUCGGCAUCUCCAACCCUUCGUCGUACUGAGAGUGCCCACCAACUUUCUCGGUCCUCCAGUCAUUCUGGAAGUAAUCUUCAGAGGUAA
Mollisia scopiformis is the source of this 1293-nucleotide messenger RNA. RefSeq lists its product as uncharacterized. Gene Ontology annotation, molecular function: poly(A) binding; poly(U) RNA binding; mRNA 3'-UTR binding. The record is from RefSeq and is a predicted model, not a curated record. The transcript has 5 exons. Bases 1 to 1293 code for a protein of 430 amino acids. Gene Ontology annotation, cellular component: ribonucleoprotein complex; nucleus; cytosol. NCBI's taxonomy places the organism in Eukaryota, Fungi, Ascomycota, Leotiomycetes, Helotiales, Mollisiaceae.